Molecule: messenger RNA, 11213 nt
Organism: Capsaspora owczarzaki ATCC 30864
Lineage: Eukaryota; Filasterea; Ministeriida; Capsasporidae
Exons: 9
Coding region: 41-11047 (3668 amino acids)
Biological process (GO): protein deubiquitination
Cellular component (GO): nucleus; cytosol
Molecular function (GO): cysteine-type deubiquitinase activity; cysteine-type endopeptidase activity
Source: RefSeq, a predicted model, not a curated record
AUCGAGCACUUUGUUGCCCUGGACGACGAGCUCUGCAACCAUGGACCACCCCAACGAGCUUGUGCCGGAGGUCACUCUGUCGGACCUCCAGCGGGACCAUUUUCUCAUUGAUGAGAGUCUUCGGAACCCCUCGGAAGACCUUGCGCCCGCAGUCAAGCAAAUCGAAGACAUGAUCCGAUUCUUUCAAAGCGGCAAGGCGACAGCAGAGCAAUGGGACUUUUAUUUGCGAGACUCGCUGCCUCCAAUUAUCAUCCACCUGGCCAAACGAAUCGACAAUUUUCACGAGCCCUACCAGCGGCGUAUCAACGACAUUUUCCAGCAUGCCAUUACGCUGACUGUGCGACACAUGGAGGACGACUACUUUGACUUGCUGGAUGCUGGAACACGCUUGUUGCAUAACGUGAACAAGAAUGUCUUGUUCUACAAUCUUGGAGCGCAGCCCCGGCCAUCCCUCCUCGAGCGGGCCGAUGAGGAAGCCGAGAUGCAGCAUGUUUUGAUUGUGCGCUCGCGCUUGCGUUCCAAGUGGCUGGUUGCCAAUCUGGAACACUUCCAGGCGCUCAAUGGGUUUGACGCGCUUGUUCGGCGUCUGAACUCUCCUCAACGUGUUCCACUUGCGAUUCACAAAGUCGCGAUUCGGAUGUUGUCACGGAAUGUUGCAGCGUUAACGACGCGCUUCAUCCACGAGUAUGGCCAGACCAUCUACAACGCUGUCUUCCUCCGGAUUUCGAAUCUUUCCGACGACGACAUCCGCAACGAAAGCAAGGACACAGUCGACCAGUGUCUCGCAAGCUUAACGGUGACGAAAGCCAAACUGUCACCCACACCCAGCGAUGCCAUGGAGGCCGACAUGCUGACUCUGUCCAUUGCCUUCAAGUACUUCCGAUCGCCUUACCUGGAAAAGCGUGUUCUCGGGCUCACGAGUCUCAAGGAGUUUGCGUCGCGACAGCUGGAGGCUCAAGCCCGUGCUGCAGCCGUGACGGGCAUGCAAGGAGUCGACUCGCCUGCCAUGACCGUCGCCGAGGUUGCUGCGUGGCUGGCCGAGCACCAGGUCAUUGAAACACUGUUUGGACAAAACAUGCAUGUCGAGCUUGUGCGACGCUCUGCCGAGCUCAUCCGUUUCAUGGCCGCUCGAAACACUGUCACUUCCGAGCACAUUGAUCUCAUCUGGAAUGCGUCCAAGGGCAAGCACGAGACCAUUGUCCACGCCGUCUACCAGAUUCUCAUGGAAAUCGCUGGCACCCUUCCACACGACGUGAUUAGCCGUCUUUUUGAGGUCAUCAACUUGCUCCCCUUGGCCGACUUUGACCUUCAAACGGUUGACCUGGUCGCCAAGAUUUCCAUUGCGGCUCUGGAUGCGCAGAGUCGGCGCCGCGAUUCGACGAGCCCAACUUCUUCGUUUGGCAUUGAUUUGCUCUUCCAGCUCGUCGACUCGAGCUCGGCGCCGCCUUCGGCCAAGAUUCCGUCGCCUUUGAGUGGCCCGUCUCUCACAACCCUGUCCUCGGACCCGGCCAGCAGCACCUCCACGCUUAGUGUCGCGGGACAGGUCGCGGGACAAGUCGCGGGACAGGUUCCGGCCAACGGGACCAACCUUUCGUCGUCGUCCAUGCCGAUGGUCACUGGCCGCAACAACCUUGUCGAACGGGCAGUGCUCCAACGCUGCAUUGAGCAGCUUGGCACCCUUUUUGCUCUGCCGUCAUGCAAGGUAUUGCGCCUGCCCUUCCUUCGGCGAUGUGUCGCCAACCUUCAAUCUGGCCGAAACAUUCCGACCACGCUGCGUGUCCUUCAGAAAGUUUUGGCGUCGUUUCAACCUACUGGGGUCGCGUUGACCAACCCUCUCGAUGCCGCCAAAAAGCUCGGUUCUGCAGCGGUUGCUUACCCGCCAGUUGCCACGGUUGCGCUCGCAGAGUCGUCGCCGUUGGCGGUUUCUGAUCACAAUCCUCCCGCGUCUUGUCACGAAGCGCUUGCGUGGUGUGCCGAACGGCACGUGGAUAUCGUCAAUCUCGUAGUCGAAGAGUGCGAGCGCUACAAGCUGCUGGCCGAGCAGUCUGCGCUCAGGCUCGGCCUGAUUGGGCCCGUUCCCUUUGCUGCCCCGUCCACUGGCGACUCUCGUUUCCUGGACGACGGCCUCCCUCACAACGAGCACGUGGCCGCUCGCCUCGAGUUUCUCGCCUUUGUGUUUGCCAUCGUUCGGUCCACUCCGUCUCAGCAUCUCACUCAAGCGCAGCUCUCCGUCCUCUGGGACGCGUUUGUUCGUCGUGCCAUCUGCUCCUCCGAACAGGAUCAGAUGUUUGAGUGGAUGCAGCAGCAAUGCUCGUCGUCCACAUCGCGCGCCGUGGCGUCGACCGACCUGCCGUUUUGCUUUGAGAAACUGGUCGCCACCCUCGAUUUUGCCAACCUCUCGCCCCCAGGCUUUGCCUUCAUCCGUGCCGUCUUCCAGUUGCUCAAUGUGCAGGCUGGCAAGCUCAGCUUGCGCCCCGUCGAUCGCACCUUGGUCGUCCUGAACUUUAAUCUGCAACACCUCGAUCUGAUCUGGCGAAUGGUGCUCACUGCGCGCGACCCGCAGGUUGGCAAGGACAGCAUUGCCUUCUUGAUUGAGCUGACCCUCAGCUUUGCAUCCACCAUUUCUCCAGCCGAUGUAGCCCAGCAGUUUGAGACGUUGAUCGAAACCGCCAUGACUCGGCUGGUGGAUGCCGCCACUGUGCUGCUCGACGACGAUACCAGCAGCAAGCAGUCGCAGUCGCAGUCACACCGGGGCAUUGUUGCUCCCGCCCAAAUCUCGAGCGAGGCCACUUUGAGUGUUGAGCGACUCCUGACUCUUCUGGCCGGCUUUUUGGAUGCCUUUUACACGAAAAAUCUCGGCCGAGUCAGGUUGUCGGGUCUGGUCACCCACGGAUCACGCCAGCGAGGCAAGCCCAUCACUCUUCGGCUGGCCAUCGAUGUCGCACCGGUGGUGGAGAUUUCGACGCACUCCAACCAAACACUUGACGAUCUCAAAGCCCAGAUAGCGCCACUUUUCGUGCAGCACUGCGAGGCUUUGGCGGCCAAGGCGACCACGUCGGUCUAUCACACUGCCACCUCCGUGCCAGGACUGUUUCUUCCGAGCGGCGAGCGUCCGUUCAGGCUAGUGGCCAAUGGACGCGAGCUCACCGCGAAUUGUGAUCGUCAAAGCUUGGAGGAACUGCGCCUUGUCGACGGCGUUCGGGUGCAAGUGACGCGCCGCUUUGUGCCACCCCCAGCCCCUAGCUUUGCCGGUCCCAUUGGCACCGCUGCUAUCGCACCUGCUCCGCUCGCCGAGCCCCUGAUUGCCUCGUCGUAUCCCAUGCACAUCCUGUCCCGCAAGCGUCACUUUGAGCGACUGUUCGACCUUUUGCGACUGCCGGCGUUCGCGCCCGCUGUUUGGAAGCUCAUUCUUUUGCUCCCGACCAAUCCCUACCUGCUCGACACUGUCCAGCAUCUGCGCGUUGUUUCGCCAAGCUCCAGCCCAGCGCUCGCCGCCGCGCCUCUGUCACCCCAAGCUGGCAGCCGAGGCUCUGAGGUGAGCCAGCGUGAAGUGGAGGACAUGGUGAUUGUUGAACACGCGUCCGCCCAAGGCUCCAGCUCGAUCAAGGAUGAGGGUGUGGCUACUCGUACGCCUCCUCAGGACAUGACAAACACUCAAACGCCCUCCGCCGUGGUGUCGCCUGCUGCCCAACUCACUUCUGCGUCGGCCGAGGUUGAUUGGACUGCUCUCCUUGACGAUCGCUCGCCCUACAAACUCAUGUACACGCUGCAAAUUAUCGACUCGUUGCUGGCGCCGGCGGAUACGUCGGCUGCUGCCGUUGCUGCUUGCGAUGCAUGGACGCAAACGUUCAUUGCGAGCAGCGGCCUGCGUCACUUGUUCCGGGUGCUCCUGUCGAGCGUCUUGUUGCCCGACCACCCGAUUGCUUGUGCAAGCGCCGACCAGACUCCUCGAGCCGCUUGCCUCGCACUGCUGCUCAAGAUUAUCAAUGCGUUUACCUUGGACUCUGCGGCUCUUGCGGCGCUUCAACAGCAUGCUCUCCAGCAACAGUCUGGCUUGCACGGCACCGACGGUUCGCCGGCCCUUGCCUCGGCCGAGUCACCCUCUGUCGAAGACGGCUUGGGCAUUGGCAGCCUGUACGAUGACCCGACGUUGCCCACGGUCCCGACACAGCCUUCGUCCUCUGUCGCCCCGCCGCGAGUCUCGCCCGUUGCGGCGUCGUCGGCCAAGGCGCCAACCGCGCUGCCGCUCCGUCCGGUCGCACUCCAGUCGUUCGAUCCCACCAUGGUGGUUGACCGCCUGCUUCGCGUGCUUGAUUGGGCUGCAACUCGCAGUGCUGCAGGCACGUCCAGCCCUGCAGCAACAAUGGCAGGCGGCUCUGCUGGCGGCAUGUCAGCAGAUGCCAUUCUCGCGGUGGUGGAUGACGUACAGCCAAUGUCAGGACUUGUUUACGGCCCGCAGCUCCCUCCCACCGGUAUGAUUGCGCGCACUUCGUCGCCCGACCCUGCCCAUGCGGGUGUUGGAGCAGCGACUACAGCUCCUCCUUUGCCACCGCUGCCGCCUUCCGUAGCAUUGGCGUCAGCAAGCGAGCAGCCAUCGAGCAAUGCUGAAACUGAUGUUCUUCGUCAUGCCUUCUCGCUGCUGUUGGCGUACGUGGUGAGCGAUGUUCAGGUGCUCUUGCAUCUCAGCAACUCGCCGUUGCUGCGGUCGUGGCUCGACGCCAUUUUGCUCUGCUCCCCUCAUCGGGUUGCCCGCCAAGAGUGCGCACAGCUCAUCCUUACGGCAUGCUCGUUUGUGUCUCCCACCACUGCCAACUGCAACGUCAACGUCGGGUCUCCCGACACGACUGCAGCGACGGACGGCGGCCGCGUCGCCGCAUCAAGCGCUGCUCACAAGCAGGCGUCGGCGGGCUUUUUGCGAGUCUUGUUUGGGUUUCUCCCCGAGAUUCGUUCCGAUUUGCCCACUUGUCAAGACUACUUUGUUUUGCUCGACGGACUGGUUGCACAGUUUGCCGUGGUCGCACGAGAGGCAAAUGCACUGGCUGCACCUGCCCCGAGCAUCUCGUCGCUGGACAGUGCCAUCAAUGUCCCCGAGGUCAUUGGACUGCUUGUUGAGAAGAUUCUGGUCCACCCCACUCUCGAAACUGGUGCGGAGGCCGCCGAAGACAAUGUCUUGAUUGGUUUAUUGCGAAUUACCACGACGCUGUUGCGCGUGCAUUCUGCCGUCAAGCCAACGCUCGGCAGGCUGUUGGACUAUCUCUUCCAUCAGUGCUUGUUUGACAUUCCAACCAAGGAGACUGCCCAUCUCGGCAUGCGGCCGCCCGUGUGCAAAACCAGCAUCAGUCGAAGCGCUGCUUUUGAUUUGAUUGUGGAGCUGUGUCGCGGCGUACCAAGCCACUUCUUCUCGGUGCUGACGUUGGUUCGCGAGCAAAACCAAUCUGGCAAGCGUCCGGCCAGCAGCUGGAACUACGCACCAACUGCUUCUCACAAGGCACCUUGUGGCUACGUUGGCCUGCGCAAUCUGGGAGCCACCUGCUACAUGAACUCGAUCAUGCAGCAGUUUUUCAUGAUUCCGUCCUUCCGUCGCAAUGUUCUGGCCAUCGACGCGUCUGCCGAAACGGAUCCCGCCGACAGCAUGCUGUAUCAACUCCAGUGCAUCUUUUCAAACUUGCAAGAAAGCGAAAAGCGCACCUUCGACACCCGACCAUUCACGCUGACCUUCAAGGAUUACGACGGGCAGCCAAUGAACGUUGCCAUGCAGAUGGACGUUGAUGAGUUCUUUACCACCUUGUUUGAUCGCCUGGAAACGCGCCUCAAGGGCUCCCCGCACGAGACCAUCUUCAAGCAGACCUUUGGCGGACAGCUCAUUCAGCAAAUCAUUUCGCAGGACUGCGAGCAUGUCUCGAGCCGUGUUGAAGACUGUUUCGCACUGCAAUGCGAGGUCAAGAACAAGAAGAGCAUUCUCGAGUCGCUGGCGUUGUACGUCGAAGGCGAGAUGCUCGACGGCGACAACAAGUACUUUUGCGCCACCUGCUCGCGUCACGUCACUGCCAAAAAGCGUGCCUGCGUCUUCUCCUUGCCCCAGACGCUCAUCGUCCAUCUGAAGCGCUUUGAGUUUGACAUGGAAACCUUGCGUCGCUACAAGAUCAACGAUUACUGUGAGUUUCCGCACGAGUUGGACAUGGAGCCGUACACGCUGGCUGGACUGACUCGUUUGGAGCGCGAGUCCUCGACGACGAUGGAGGAGGGAACGACUGGAACGGCGCCAGACCCGAGUCUGCCCACCAGCGCCGCCGCCGCCGACCCCCAGCAGGCACAGCAGCAGUCCAACCCUGGCGAUUGCCACUACCGCCUAUCGGGCAUUCUCGUUCACACUGGCACAGCGGACAGCGGCCAUUACUACUCUUACAUUAAGGAGCGCGCCACACCGUCUGACUCGACGCAACCCCGAUGGAUUUGGUUUAACGAUUCGACGGUCGAGACCUUUGACCCUGCGCUCAUCCCGAGCCAAACCUUUGGUGGCAUGGAGACUGCCUCAACCACGACUACCGAUUCGAUCUACAAGGACAGCAAGAAGCCCCAGGCCAAACCCUACAGCGCAUACAUGCUGUUCUACGAGCGCACCUCCACUCUGCCUGCCGCUGCGGCUGCUUCUGUCACACCCGCUUCUGCUGCGUCACAAACAGAGACUGCCUCUGCGACAGCCGACGCCAGGGCCGCAGCAACAGGCGAGGUGCAGCCGUCCGAGACUGCCCGUGCCUUCCCGUCUCGCGCGGCUGGAUCCUCUGGAGCACCCGCCAGCAGCAUUGUUCCCGUGCCCGUGGACAUUUAUGAGAGCAUCUGGAAGGAUAAUACUCACUUCUGGCGCGACACGUACCUGUUUGAUGAGCAGUACUUUAUUUUCGUGUGGAAUCUCUGCCAAGUCUCGUUGUCAGUAUUGCACAACAACAACAGCAACACCAGCAACAACAGCAAUGACACCAACGGCCUUCCAUCCCAUCUGGCGACGACGCCGACGAGUGGGCCAUUGAAUGGCGCGAAUGAUGGGUCGUGGUUGGCUGCGUCGCUGUCCGUUGCCAAUGCUGACGGCGCUCCGCCUCUGCUGCAGACCGCGCAAAGCGCGUGCAUCUUUUGCUUCCAGACUCUUGUGCACUCCAAGAUCAAAAGCACCUUCCCGAGUUGGAUUCAGUACAUCAAGUCGUUGUUUUCAGCCGAGCCGAAUGCUGCUCAUUGGUUUUUGCAGGUGCUUGCCAACCCGACCGAGUUCCACUGGUUGCGCAAGAUGCUCCUUCAGUGCACCGUUGCUGCGCAGCGCGCCGAGUUUGUGUCGCUUGUCAUGCACGCCUUCCAUCUGAUCCGCCCUCUGGAAUCGCUCAGCUACUCGUCGCCAGAGUUCCUUGCGGGUUUGCGCGAGCAUGCCGCGCGGUGCCGCACCGUCAUUUCUCUGAACGCCAUCGACCCGACGAAUGUGACGCCCCUUCCUCAGCUGUCGACAAACUCGCUUCUCGUCAGCAUUGUGAAUGCUGCGCUGGGAAUGCUGACGAUGGCAAGCCACCACGCGCGCCACUUUGAGCAGUACUUUGCCUUCUUUGCCGAGUUUGCUCGACUGGGGCGCUCCGAGCAGCUCGUGCUGGCCAAUCUUGGCGUCGUCCAUCAGUUUAUCGAGUUUUACAUGGGCGAAGAGUCGUCGUACUGGACCAAGUCUCAUCCCAAUCCCUACGCCAACAUGGGCGACAAGCGCGAUCUUGCUUUGGCCAAUUUGGUGCGAACCAUCGACCUCGUUGUGCGCGGCGUUGUCGUUGCAGGCGGGCCUGUCGAAAUUGGCGAUUACGACGACGACGACGACAACGACGACGACCAGAGCUCGGACGAAGACAACGACAGUGAUGCAAUGCCCAUGGCCAUGGAAGUGCAGCACGAGCCGUCUCCGACCCGCAAGAUUGUGACGGAUGCCGAGGCAGUAGCAGGAGGCUCCGGAUUGGCCAUUUCGAGCAGAAGAGACGGGCUGGCGCCCUCCUUGUCAUUGACACAACAGCUGUCUCCCCUGGACUUGAAGCAUCUGGUGGGCGGCGGCAUUCACGGCCACUGCGCCUUCAUUCUGAACGUUCUUGGCCGGAAUAUCGAUCUCCAAGCGACCCUGUCCAUCAUUGAGGUCUUGGCGUUCGACAAUGGUGCCGUUUCAAAGAUUUUCGUGCCAGCCCUGAUGGCAUUUUUGCAGGAUGGAGACGAUGAUCAUGUUGUGGAGCUGGCCUUUGCCAAGUGCCUGUCUACCCUGCUUGCGAUUCGCGACGCGUUCACAGCAACACGCGCUGACUUGCUGCAGUCACAUUUCCUGCAGCUCAUCCAGACAACCAUGCAAACUCCGAACGGCGUUCGCACAGCUGGCGUCUAUCUCGAGCUUCUCCUUCCGCCAACUGUUCAGUUCAAGGAGUUCCGCGAGAUGCUCUUCCUCGGUUGCCAAGGCUGGAUCAAGCUGUGGUUGGUCCAUAGUUCCCCGCACAUUCGCAAGCCGACGGAAACCUUGAUCUACGCAAUGCUUCCGGACAUUUGGCAGGUGUAUUGCGCCCGGGACGCUCGCCCCUUGCCGACAUUUGAAACUUACGGCGACGUGCAAGUCACACCGCUCCAUGUUGUGCCCAACCUUGUUCAACGAGUUCAACAAGUGGACGACGCGUCUUCCAACCCGCCCGGAUUAGCAACUCGCGACGCUGGAGACGCUGCAUUGUCUGCACUCUCAGUCUCACUUCACAGUGGUCCGUACGAGCAGAUCAUUCGAGAAUUCGCCGUUGAGCAGUGUCCGGCUGUCGCUUUUGAGGUCGAGGUCAACGCGCGCUUUGUCUUCCAAAAGCUGCUGGAAUUGCUUCCAAUCAUUCCCCCCUUUUUCGCCAAAGAGGGCCCGAUUGCUGCCAAGACUCGCUUUGUGCCCUAUGCGCGGGUCCUGACUCGUUUGAUGCUGUCAUCGUUCAAUCAGCUCUUGUUCCUUGGUCACCUGGAACAGUUCUUGGCGGUUCAAGAUUCGAUCAUGUCCUGCCGUGUGGAAACGGACGACAACAAGUCUGCCUUCUUUGCGCUCUGGGUGCGCGCGGUGCAGCACUUCCCGCCAGCGAUGGCUCGCUUUGCUGCAUCGCCACGCGUACGAACGCUUCUGUUCCACAACUUGGUCACCGUUGGACCUGCAUUCACGACGUGGAACUCGAUGCACGUCUACUCGUUCUACCACCUUCUUGUGAUGCUAUGCACGCAUUCGGCGGACUUUUUGAACGCCUGGACUGAGCAUGGCAACUUCACCUGGAUUCUUUCCAUGAUGGCUUCGAACGACUUGAUGUCGUUGGCGGAGCCGAUCCUGGAGUUGCAGGCCUUGGCCAUUCGAGCAAGUCCCCAUUUCCGACUCGCGCGGCUGCAAGCCCAAACGGCGCCCCUCGAUCUCAAGACGCAGCACACGCGCUUUAUGAACGUGACGUAUGCACAGUCUCUCGGUAACUUGCUCCAGGGCGCUGCUGACCUGCCAUACCUCGCACGCAACGAUGUCUUUGGGGGUGUCUUGCGGCGUAUCGCAGACUCAUUCGAGUUGAAGCGCACUGGUGGAAAUGACCUCUACCACGCCGAGCCCUUCAUCAACGGCCUCUGCCCGGCCCUCGUCGAUAUCAUUCAUUUUGCCCUGAAGGAGUCGUUCGUCUUUCUCGCCAUGGCUGCGCAAGAGACCAGCCCGCCCCGUGAGACGUCGGGCGCAGGCGCGCAAGAAGUCGACGACGAGUCUGGUCGCAUCCUUCCCGCAGUCAAUGUCAUUCUUCGAUCAUGGAGCGCGGUUCGCGACACAGUCCUCCGCAACUUGUCUCUUUUGCUGAAUACGCACGUGUCUCACACGACGAGACAGGCUGUCAUUCGGCUCUUUUCUGUCGUGGUGCGAGAAGAUCUCGCAUCCGCCCAGCUGGUGGUACCGUUGGCAAUUUCUUCUCACCAUACCUAUAUGCAGGCGGAUGCAACGCGCAAGGUGGAUCAGCUCGGGCAACUGGAUGGCGCGUUCUUCCCUCGCCUUCGGCCUGUGCCAAUCCCGAGCAUGGCGUUGCUUCAGAUGCAAAUGCACGCACGCGCCAGUCUACUGGAGCUUCCUCGCGCACACAACUCGGUGUAUGAUGCUGCCGUCGACCGCGUUUUCGUGCCAUACUACUCGAUGCUGCUGUCCGCGGUCGAGACGUUGAUUGCUUCUCGCGCAUCCUACGAUUCUCAGAAAUCGGCUGUCUAUAGUGCUCAAUGCGGGAUCUUGGUCUCGCUCUUGCUCUGGGAAACGUCAGAUAUUGCGUUCACUCCGCCCGCGGAGCUCGUCCUUCAAAUCUUCCGAGACAAAACCGAUCCGUAUCUUGCCGCGCUGCAAUCGGAGAUUUUGCAUCAGCCCUCGACUCGUUCCUUUGUUCUACAGCUCUUGGUGCAGCCCUCUCAGGCUUUGGCGAUCGAUCCCGUCUUUUCUGAAGCCGCGCAGUGCAUUCUGCCCAAGCUUGGUUCUCUCGCCCCUCAAUCGACGGAACAAAUCAUUCGUGACUGCAACCAGGACAUUCAAGAGCUCAUUGCCGAGCUGAUGCAGGACGACUUGGCUGCCCCAUCCAUUCUUGUCACCCGGUUGCGGGACCUCGUGGGAUGCGUUCGACGUUUGACCAUCCUUAUGGCUUCAAGUGUCUUCCGUGAGGCUUACUCCCAGUACUGUGGUCCACCCAACUCGUUGUACGAGCAUUUACAUGGCAUUCUUGGAGCCGAACACGCGGCCGAGCAGUUUGGUCUGAACGACAGUGAUGACGCCUCUGCACGCGGGGUCUUUGAGACGCUUCAAAACAGCCUGGCCACGCUGCAUGCCUGCCUGCAAGCCGAGCCGGAAGCCCCGCUGGUGUCUCCCGUCGAGCCAAGUCUUGCCGAUGCAGCAGCUCAAUUCUCGAACUCGGGAGGCGACUCUCAAUCGGCCGAGCACAGGCCCGAGCCGUCGCUUGUUGUCAGCGUUCCCGACGACGCCACUCAACCAGACGAGGAGUACCCUUCCAAUGAAGCCAUGCAACUCGACUAGCUGUCAUGACUGUCUUUGAGCUUUUCGGCCAUGACUAUUUCGUUCUUGUUCAACGCGUUUCUUGUUGUUCGACGCGUUUUUGUUGCUUGUUCUACUGUUUUUUGUUUGAUCGUGUAUCCGUAUCUCUGUUUUAUUCUUCAUCAAAUAUCAUUUGUCUCUUUGCUUU